This is a messenger RNA of Phytophthora infestans T30-4, 2020 nucleotides long. RefSeq lists its product as uncharacterized. The coding region runs from base 1175 to 2020 and encodes 281 amino acids. The transcript has 2 exons. Gene Ontology annotation, molecular function: oxidoreductase activity. The record is from RefSeq and is a predicted model, not a curated record. Lineage: Eukaryota; Oomycota; Peronosporomycetes; Peronosporales; Peronosporaceae.
AUGCCACCAUCAAGAGGUUUUAUUUUCUGGUUAAUAGCCUCGUUGCUGUGUCUUUGCCACUUCCUCGCCCACGCUCAACAAGUUGGUACAUCUUGCUCCCAACCUCGAAUUCGCAAACCAUGGGAUGCCUAUACCGAUGCAGAGAAGGCGCUCUACAUCGAGGCUGUUGGUGUAGCAAUGGAUCGAGGAUUCCACCAAAAGUUUGUGCAGAUUCACACUGAGCAACUCACGGGUCUUGAGGCGCAUCAGACGUGCGUCUUCAUCUACUGGCACCGAAUGUUGCUGCUCGGCUACGAGAAUAUGCUGCGCAGUCUAAACAGCUCGUUUGAAUGCGUUACGUUGCCCUACUGGGAUCACCUCUCGGCGUCGGCCCGUCAAGCUAGCAACAAUUGUGCCAGUGUUGAAGGAUGUUCGCCUAUCAUCACGGACUUUGGUGGGACGACCACCGGACUGAGCAAAACUCUGUCGGUCUACGGAACGAACAUCGCCUACUCGUCCAGGACAAUCUGUGUGAAUCAAGGCCUCCCCUAUCGCUUCUGUGGGAACAAUACGGGCUGCGCACACUGCAUUAUCCGAACGCGUAGUAAAUACCUGAGCGCUACCACGUAUCCGACCGAAGCCUCCUUUGGCUCCGUUUUUCAGCAAGUGUUCACGUACAGCGACUCGGGAAACUUUACCUUGGCCGUCGAGCGAGGCGUCCACAGUCAGGCCUGAUUAUUGGGUCAGGCUCCAUUUCCAACAGGAUCUUCCUACAGAAGAAGAAGAAUCGAGCAGUGAAGAAGAUGACGAGGCUGUAGACGUCGACAGUGAUGAUGACAACGAGGGCGUCUCUGGUACUAGCAGCGAAGAGGACGCUGCUGCUACCAAUUUGGGCGCAGGUGUGAUCAGCAAUGACAGUGAUGCCGAUGAAGGCGACACUGAAGCCGACCAACCUCGUGCCGCGCAGACCAUCGUGGUCUAAGCAUUCUAACCCAACUGCUUAGCUUCGUAUCUUUCACUUCAAUAUGUAGCUUAGCAAUUGGUCCUGUGUUUGGUAGGGCCGUCAGGAAACCCGCCUGACCCAAUUAUCAGGCCCUACCCGUACACGACCCCAAAAAUAGCUAACCUGAUGUACUAGGCUCAUUGUUUGUUUCCUCUUAACGAAGACGCUAUUCACAACGCACUGGGUGGAGUAAUGGUGUACUUCCAGGCUCCAGUUGACCCGGUUUUCUACUCGCAUCACUCGCUUAUCGACCUUCUCCAAACGAUUUACCUCAAGUGCCAGAACGGAGACGAAAAGCUUUUCCUGUCUGCAGCAGCCAAGAAAAGCGACCCGCGGUUCUGGACAUCCUGUGCUCGAUCGGGUGGAGGAAACUUCAGCGGCUCCGACAAUAUCACGAUGCGUGCAUUGGCCUUCGACGGCAAGACGUACGUGAAUGUCUGGCAAGAGCCGAAUAAUAUCCUGUACCCGUUCUUCAAAGACCUCCCGUACAAGUAUGCUGACUACGUGGAUGCCAAGGAUCUGGGAGGCUACAGCUACACGUACAAUAUCAGCGGUGGACUGGCGAAUAUGUACGAGAACUGCAACGACUCCAAUACUCUGAGUGCAGUAUCUCUUCUCGCAGAUGAAAGUCAAGGAGCAGCAUGGAAGAAAAAAAUUAGAACCCCGCUACUUCCGACAAUUUCCGAUGGAACAGAGGAUGAUGACUCGGUGAAACUAUACAGCAUUGCCUUGUUCGAGACUGCCCAAAUUCUCGGCUACAAUGAAUGGGCUGCAAAUGAACAAAUGGAAAUGAUCGCGUGUGCUCACCACAGUGAGUGCAUCGGCCCUAUCGACGACUAUUCUGACCUUUUCCGCGCCAACUUCGGUGUUGAAGGCCACACUCGGUGCUUCUCGAUUAUGGAAGACCUCGAGGCGGGUAGACGACUCAUCGGCAUUUCGACGUGGAGGGAGAUUACGAGGCGAUUUUUGCCGUGUCCUUUGCAGGAUGGCGAGGAUUCCGACGAAGCAGAGGAAGUUGUUGUUGCAGCAGAGUUCUAG